AUGGGACCGCGGGAGCAAACAGUAGCGCCCGGCUCGACCAUCACCCUUAGGUGCGUGAUAAACUCGCCGUACCAGACUCGGCCGAUCAGAGGGGUCCAGUGGCUCCGCGACAACAAACUACUCACAUUCCAAGCAGCCCGAGGUGGCAUAAACGUGGAAACGGUCACGGGUAUGGCCCAAACCUUCAGCGAGGCGACACUUGCCAAUGUGACGGGACACGACAGCGGCAAGUACUCUUGUAGACCGUCGGAGGGUAAGAGCGACACCAUUUUCGUCAACGUCCAAGACUCGACGACUUCAUCGUUGGGCAUUGAAGUAAACAAAAACAAAAGCACACGGUUACGAUUGAAAUUGUUGCUUCGUCUCAGCCAGCUCAAUGUAUACAGUACAAAGUAA
Copidosoma floridanum is the source of this 396-nucleotide messenger RNA. RefSeq lists its product as uncharacterized. The record is from RefSeq and is a predicted model, not a curated record. NCBI's taxonomy places the organism in Eukaryota, Metazoa, Arthropoda, Insecta, Hymenoptera, Encyrtidae.